Molecule: messenger RNA, 1791 nt
Organism: Cuscuta campestris
Lineage: Eukaryota; Viridiplantae; Streptophyta; Magnoliopsida; Solanales; Convolvulaceae
Source: the annotation of a GenBank genome assembly
CAUAGGAAGGGAAGACCUAGGAAGAAUGCUUGGUGAGAAGGAAGGGAAGACCUAGGAAGAAUGCUUCGCCGGCUGAUCAAUCGCAGGCCAAACAAGGAUCUAGAAACGGAAGCUCCUUCAAUACACCAAUAAACAAAAUGCCUAGAAGCGAUGAUGGAAGGAAGGAACAGAUCUAUGAACCGAUAACGAAAGAGAAUCUCCAAUCUGAGGAGAAGGAUGUUGCUCCAGAUGAGGAGAAAGAGAAGCAGACUGAGGUUCUUAAUGAUGUUAUUCAACAGAAAUCAUAUGCAGAUUUUCUUAAGCUGAACCAACCUUAUCAGGAGUGGGUCUCUGGAAAGGCAAUUGAUACUACAAAAUUGAUUGAUAUACCUAUCUGGAUUCAAUUCCCUAACCUCCAAAUGAAGUACUGGAGCUUAUCUGGGCUGAGUAAAUUGGGCAGUCUAAUAGGUAAACCCAUUAAAAGAGACAAAGCUACUGCAACGAAAGCUAAAUGGAACUUUUCCAGAAUCCAGGUUGAAGUUCAAGUCCAUCUAUCAUUCCCUGAAAAAAUACAAUUUGUGGAUGAGGAUGAAAGGGUGAUUACCCAAGAAGUUACAUAUGAGUGGAAACCUACUUUAUGUGAGCAAUGCAAGAAAUUGGGGCAUGAAUCACUACAAUGUAGAAGGAAAGAGAAGGAGCAGAAGGCACAAGGAGGGGGUCAGAGGAAAAUUUGGGUCCCAAAACAGAAACAAGAAGAGAGAGAUGUAGCUGAAAGUGGAGAACAGAAAGACUCAACUGAAGAAAACCUCAUACCCAAACAAUCCAAUGAGAAGGAUCAGGAUGGAUUUCAAACUGGGAUUUCAAUGCUUGUGUUGAAUGUGGAAGAUAUAAAGGGAGGUAACCCAAUCACUUCUGAUGAAAUCCAGGAUUUUAAGGAAUGUAUAGAGGAUUGUGGCUUGGAUGAAAUCCCAUCAGAUGGUCCUUACCAUACCUGGUCCAACAAGCAAAAAGGUGACAAAAAGAUCAACCCAAACAAAUCCCAAGUGGUGUUAGGAGGAGUCAAACCACAGCAACAAGAUAGUCUACUCAAGUUAACUGGAAUGGGCAGAGGCAAAUUACCUUUCACUUAUCUUGGUAGCCCAGUCACUACUUCUCACCUUAAAUCCUUAGAUUGUGAUAGAUUAGUAGCUAAGCUAACUGCCAAGAUCAAUGCCUGGAACUCUAAGCAUUUAUCCUACUGUGCAAAGAUUAGACUUAUUAAUGCCAUGCUUAUGGGGGUCAUCACUUUCUGGACCAGAAUCUUUAUUCUGCCCAAAAUGGUGCUUAAGAAGAUUAUGAGCAUAUGCAGAAACUUUUUAUGGGGUGGGGCAGCAGAUUACUCCAAAUCUCCCCUUGUUAGUUGGGAUAUCAUAUGCCAACCUAAGAGCAAAGGUGGUCUUGGGCUGAGAAACAUCAUUAACUGGAACAAAGCAACCAUUAUGAAAUUAAAUUGGGACAUUGCUAACAAGAAGGAUGUGCUUUGGGUCAAAUGGAUACACUCCAGGUAUAUUCAAUCUGCUAGUUACUGGGAUUAUAUCCCUAAGCCCAGCUCUUGCCAUUAUUGGAGACAAAUGGUAAGGGUGAGGGAUAAAUUUAGGGAAAUGCAGCUAGUUGGGGAGUUUGAGGUGAAAAAAGGCUAUGAGUGGCUUCAGGGUGAACUCCAGAGGGUUGGAUGGGCUAACUGGGUGUGAAACAAAGCAACCCCUCCCAAAGUGCAGUUUAUAUUCUGGCUAUUAAUGCGAGACAAACUUUUAAUCAAGGUUAGAAUGGCUA